CGGAAUCAGCUCUCUCCCCCUCUCUCUCUCUCUCUCAGCGCCAGCUGCUCUAGAAAAAGCUUGGAAGCUUAGGUAGAGAGAAAGAGAGUCUGGUAGAAUCUCUCUCUCCUUCGCUUUCAGUUAAAGAGAGAAGCUUGGAGGAAAUGACGACACUACCCUUCAACGUCUCAGCAGUAGAGCCGACUGCCACCUUCGACUGGUGGCACGAGAUCAACGAAUCGACUAAGUGGCAGGACGGGAUCUUCUUCUUCCUCUGCGCCGCCUACGCCCUCGUCUCGUCCGUCGCUCUGAUUCAACUAAUACGAAUUCAAUUGCGAGUGCCUGAUUUUGGUUGGACAACACAAAAGAUUUUCCAUCUUAUGAACUUCAUUGUAAACGGAGUACGUGCCAUUGUAUUUGGAUUUCACAAACAAGUCUUCUUUUUGAAGCCAAGGUUGGGACUUGGGAGGGUAAAAGAAAAGAGUAGGAAACAGGUAUUUAUGUUGGUUUUGUUGAAUCUUCCUGGCAUUUUGUUCUUCUCUACAUACACGCUGCUUAUCCUAUUUUGGGUAGAGAUUUAUAAUCAGGCAAGAAGUCUUCCAACAGAUAAGCUCAGAAUGGUAUAUUUUUCGGUUAAUGGUGGAAUAUAUUUUGUACAGGUCUGUAUUUGGAUUGUUCUGUGGAUAAAUGACAACAAUGUUGUGGAGACCAUUGGAAAUAUAUUUAUUGCAGUUGUAUCAUUUAUUGCAGCACUGGGUUUCCUGCUAUAUGGUGGAAGAUUGUUCUUCAUGCUGAAACGUUUCCCAAUAGAAUCAAGAGGGCGAACGAAGAAACUUCAGGAGGUUGGGUCUGUGACGGCGAUAUGUUUCACAUGCUUUCUCAUAAGAUGCAUUGUGGUUGGAGUAUCUGCAUUCGACACUGAUGCAUCUCUUGACGUUAUGGACCAUCCCAUUCUCAAUCUCAUCUAUUACAUGCUAGCUGAGAUCAUGCCUUCGGCAUUUGUCCUUUACAUCCUGCGAAAGCUCCCACCUAAAAGAGUAUCAGCCCAGUACCACCCGAUCCAUUAGAAGCAGCCGAAUCCUCGGCGACCCCUUUUAUUUCAAACACAACAACAGUUUGUGGUUUGCUGGAAUUUUCAUAGUCAAAUCUGGCAAGAGCAGCAGCAUGAAAGGUUGUGUGACGUCUGAUUAUUUAUCUACGCUUCUUGUCUUGCUGCUUUUAUCGAAUGUUGUAGUAUAUACGGGCGAUCUUGGCAUGUUCGCAGAAGAGAGAUUUUCAACUAGAUCAGUUUGUGAUGGCCGGUGUUAUGUUUAUGGAUGAUUUAUUUAUUUAUUUAUUUUU
Messenger RNA from Magnolia sinica, 1320 nucleotides. Its product is annotated as tobamovirus multiplication protein 1-like. The transcript is spliced from 12 exons. Gene Ontology annotation, cellular component: plant-type vacuole membrane. The record is from RefSeq and is a predicted model, not a curated record. The coding region runs from base 144 to 1046 and encodes 300 amino acids. Lineage: Eukaryota; Viridiplantae; Streptophyta; Magnoliopsida; Magnoliales; Magnoliaceae.